UACUCUAUAGUCCCAAAUGGCAAAUCUUAAAUUCUUGUUAUUCUCAUCCUGUUAACCAUUUGACAUACCAAUUUCCUAAAUUUUCAAUUCUUAUGAAAUUUGACUGUUUCUUAAGCUUAACAUUUCAAUAACCAAUCUAAUUAUUAUUUUUACUAUGACUUGAAGAAUGUUCUAGGCUAUUGUAUUAAGUAAAUGAGUGUAUUUGUUAUUUAUUGAACAAACCAUAAUUUCUGAAGACUUCCUUACAACGAAUAUUAAUUAACAAUGGCUGUUGUUAAAACUCCUGUGCUUAAAGUUAUAUUAUGUGGUGAAUAUGGAGUCGGGAAAAGUUCAAUAUUUCGAAGGUUCAUAAAUAAUACAUUUUUACCUAAUGCUGAUAAAAAAUCUACUUUGGGCCUAGAUCACUUUGAGAAGAUGUACCGAGUGGGUGACAAAGAUGUCAAGUUACAGCUUUGGGAUACUGGUGGUAUGGAAAGAAUAGCUUCAGUCACAUCAAGUUAUUAUAAAUAUGCUGAGGCAGCAGUUUUAGUCUUUUCAUUAGAUAAUGCUUCAUCAUUUCAUAUCUUAAGUCAGCAUCUCUUGGAUAUUGUAACAUAUGCUGAAAAUGCUAAGAUAUUUCUGUGUGGCAAUAAAUCUGAUUUAGAAGGAUCAUGCCCACAAGUAACUGAUGCUGAUAUAGAAAAUUUCUGUGAACAGUGCCACAAUUUAAUAAGCAGCACUUACAAAACAUCAUGCAAAAGUGGACAAGGCUUAGAAGACAUGUUUUUAGAUAUAGCUCAACAAUUAGUUGAAUGUAACCGGUCAAAAAUUGAACUUCAAAGGUUAGAUCACAAUAGCUUCAAGAUAACACACCCAGAACCCCCAGAUGAACCGUCCUGUAGUUGUUAAUGAGCAACUUAUUUACUAUAUUUAAUAUGAAGCUUGGCUAUAUUAGUCAUACUAAUAUACUCCAUUUAAGAUAUUGUCACUAGUUUGUAUGUAUUUAUCAUUUUCAUUAAGUAGGUGUAUGCUUAAUAUUUUUUAUGAUCAGCAACUUUUUUAUAACGUAAAGUAUUAGUAUGUAACUUGUAUUAUAAACUUAAAUAUUAUAUAGUGUCAAUGUGUAGUAUUUAUUAUAAUUAAAAAUAAGUAGAUUACUCUACAAUGUAGGUUUUCAAUUACAAUUUAAAAGCCUGUUAAUUGGUUAAACUGACAUCGUAGGUUGCUUUGGUUGUUUUGAAAUCUUACAAGUACUACUUUUGCAUUAUGUAUUUGUAGACUAGGAUCAUUGUUACUAAUAUAUUUUUAGUCUAAUCAGUGAUAGAAAUUUCAGCUUCUUCAGUACAACUAUUGUUUUGAAGAUUUUUUGUUCAUGGCUAGUUCAUUUUAAAUGUGACAUUUCCUGUCUAUUGACACUACACAUUGAUAUAAUAUAGUUCUGUAUAGGACUAGGAACUGUGAUGAUUUUAUGUGAUAGUUGGUACAAUGUUUCAUUGAACUAACUUUUAGAGACCUGCAGUAAAAUCCUACUUAUUCACCCUUGAUUCUGUCACAUGUGGGAGUUUACGGCCCACAGAGGCAUUGGAUGACAACUCAACAUCAAUGAUAACAAAAAUCACAAACUAAUUUAAAUAGUCUCGAGCACCAAAAUCAAAAGAAAAGAUUAAUAACAUCUUCUAAACAAAUCAAACCCAUCUAAAAUUUGAGAUGAUUAAAUUUUGCGCAGUCAGUUUAGAAAUUUCUUCUAGCUGCAUGUUUUAUUCUUUUGUAUGUGUAGCUUGAUCCAACUGUAAUAAUCACACAAUAUAGUAUAAGUCGCAUGUACAGACAUGCCUAGUCCAUGACCAAAGUCACUUCUGUGUCAGUUGAUAAUCGAAUAGCAGGUAUGCCAGUGAAGUAAUAAUAUUAAAAAAGGUUAAUGUACCAUUGUUCUCUCAUCUCAUAUAUGGAUAUUUUAUUACUUGAAUUUUAAUUUGUUUAUGAUUAAAAAGAUAAGUUUAUAUGAUUCUGUAAAAAUAAUUCCAGAUUACUUUAUAAGAUAUUAGAUAAUUUGUUAAGAUUAUCUUUGCAUUUUGUAUUUAUGUUAAAUUAUUUACAUUUAUAUCAGUAUUUGCAUUAACUUCUGUCAUCAAAUGGUUAUUAAAGAUCCAGACUCAAGUAAGUAUUAUUAAAUUGCAAGUUUUGUUUCUCUGAUAUUUGACAGAAAGGAGAUGUUCCAAAUUUGGACAUGUCAAUGAGCACCAUAUAAAUCAAUGCUAAAAAAAUCAUACUAAG
This is a messenger RNA of Vanessa atalanta (red admiral), 2253 nucleotides long. RefSeq names its product ras-related protein Rab-14 (gene RabX6). Gene Ontology annotation, molecular function: GTPase activity; GTP binding. The record is from RefSeq and is a predicted model, not a curated record. The coding region runs from base 265 to 888 and encodes 207 amino acids. NCBI's taxonomy places the organism in Eukaryota, Metazoa, Arthropoda, Insecta, Lepidoptera, Nymphalidae. The transcript is spliced from 3 exons.